GUGCACCGCGGUGUCAAGAUGGCGGCGCCCAGCGAGGGCCGGCCGGGCCGUGGCGCCUCGCCGUUCCCGGGCACCGACAGUGGCUCCUUCGCCUUCCCCUUCGCUGUCCCGCACGGCGCCGCGGGCUCCGGGGCGGAGGAGCCGUCCAAGAAGCCGUGCCGAGCCUGCACGGAUUUCAAGAGCUGGCUCCGCGAGCAGAGGAAGCGGGCGGCCCCGGGUGGCGGGGACCUGACGGUCACGGAGGAGAAAGAGCCGCCGCCGGACUGUCCGCUUGACAGCGAGCAGCUGGGCCGCAACACCUGGGCGUUCCUGCACACCAUGGCAGCGUACUACCCCGACCACCCCACCGGUGCCCAGCAGAAGGAGAUGAGGGAGUUCAUCAACCUCUUCUCCAAGUUUUACCCUUGCGAGCACUGUGCUGAGGAUCUGAGGGAAAGAUUACGUACAAAUCAGCCUGAUACUAGCAACAGAAAUAACUUCUCCCAGUGGUUGUGUCUUCUUCAUAAUGAAGUGAACAGGAAACUGGGGAAAUCUGAAUUUGACUGCUCUCGUGUGGAUGAGCGCUGGCGAGAUGGUUGGAAAGAUGGUAGUUGUGAUUAAUCCGUAGAGAGUGCUUUGGAAAUCUAACAGACCAAUUCAAUGCGGUGUUGAGUCACUACAGGGAGAUGUGUGAGUCAGUAACUGUGUGUUUGUGUGCUUGUGUGUGUGACUGAUAUGGCUUGUGGAAAUAAAGGUAAACCAAUUCUAAAAGUAAAUUUGAAAAUCUUGUCCUAAUAAUAUUUUGAUAAACAGUCACAUAGAUGUAUUACCUGAGGGAUUGAGGCCUUACAUUUGACACAGGAAUUGCCAGAAACCUGUGAAAUUAAAUCACUGACAAACUCAUGGAGACUUUUUCAUUAUGACAUUUCCUUAUUUUAGGGGCAUUUGCUUAUUUCUGUGACCAGGAUUCAUUUUCCCUGAACACAGUUGUAGAGGGCUGCCCCGUGGCAUUUUACAUUUAUCUGCAGGCAUUAGCCUGAUGUUUUAGAAAAUUUAUCUGGAUUAAUUGUAAUUUUCAUUUCUGUUGUUCUGAUAGAGAAAACACAUGCUGUGUUUUGUGCCAGGUCUGUACCCCCAGAUCUCUCUUUUGGAGAUCUCCAAUGCUUGUUGCUAAACUUGCAUCCAGUUCCUUUGAAAAAAGGCCUGAAGGCAGGUACAUUUAAUUUAAGUACUAAAAUCAUGGAGCCCAGAUGUCUCAUUUUAUUUUUGUGUUUCAACUUAUCAUGUAAGAGGACAUUGUAGAAAGGGAAACUAAAGCAGGACAAAAAAAAAGCCCUCAUCUGAUGAAUGGAAUGAAGUGUCAAGUGGGUGAAACUCAAACGUUUUAAAUUGAUUGCUAAUUUUCUUUGGAUCCAGAAGUGGUAUGAUGAUAAGUUCUACUGAACUACUUAUUCUUAAAGCAGAUAACCUCUUUGUCUCUGCUGUGAACUUUUGUCAGUUGUGAAAAUAGCUUGAGACUGAUAUCUGUAAUGAAGCAUAUUCAGCUUUGUUUAGCAUACAGUAUUUCUGAGAUGUCACUUGUGUUUUGAAAUUCUUGAUUGGUACUGGCUGACCUGGUUGAUAUUCUGGUGUUAUCCCCUAGCUAAAAACCUCUCUAGAACAAAAGGACUUUACAAGCCCCCUGCAGUAUUUCAGUCCUCCUUAAGACUGCGAUGUCAGCUUUACAUAGUAUUUAUUGCACAGCGGACUCCUUUGAGUCCCUAGGGUAGAUUCCCUCUGUAGAAACUGGUCAGAAUCCAUGCUGUGUGUAUUUUUCCUAGGCCAGCUGUACUGCAUCGGUGUAUUGAUACAUAAGUGUGAAUUUCAGAUUCAAAUGAAAUAGCAGCAUAAAUUAUUUAUAUCACAAUGCAUAUAAACACAUCUCUUUUUUUAUAAAGAGAUAGCUUACAAAAAAAAGUAAAAAUAAUUUCAAGUUCUUAAAGUAGAUAGCGAUAUGCCCUUAUUGCAUUUCUGGCUGUGAAAAGUUUGCAGGAGUUUGCACAAACCAUGACAAUAGUUGGCUUUUUGCUUCUGUACUUCCUGCUGAGGUUUUCUUGUGUGUUUUAGUGAGCUUCCUUAUUUCAUGCACUACAGUACAUUUGUAAAUUUACUCUUGCUGGUAGAGUGAGUGUUAACUGGAAAUGUUAAUGGUACUUUUAUAAUAGUAUUGGAGCGAUGACAGCUCGUGUCUAAGAACUUUGAUCUUCAAACCUGCGUGCAUGGGGCUCCUUAGCAUUUAGAAAAGCAGUAAGAACUUUGGAAAUACAUUUUAAUGUUUUAUGGUGUUUUCAAGUUCUUUCAAGUUGGACCUGUUAAAACAGUAUGAGGCAAAUUUUAUGGACUGGUUAUAUUUGAAGUUUUUUUGUGUAAUAACUUUUCUAAACACCAACUGAUGAAGUACUUCAUGAAGUAUGCAAUCUGACUUACAACUUGAAGGUAUCAUUUGGCCUAUUAAAAGUGCUCAGAAAAUUUCCCUAUUAGCAUGGUGAGGUUCUUAGAACAAAUAAAUUCCAGCCGUUGUUUUUUGUCUUUUUGGUAAUAAACUCAGUUCCCCAAAACAAAGCCCAAUGGUAUCCACUAGCGGGGAGAGGACCAACAAAAAGGCUGUAGCCCUCCCCUUUUGUCAGGCAUGACCUAAAUUACCCAGUUCUGUCAGGAUAGUUUUAGCAGCUGGGGGUGUGGACAGGCAUUUUCUUCUGGACUUGGUUGUGCCAGAGGAGGGAUUUACUGUUCUUCCUUUCCAAUCUGCCCUCGACUAUUCUCUGUGACAAUUUCCUCGCACAUGGAGCAGAUGAUGAGAUUUUUUCCUAAUUUGCUUCAGUGUAAAUGAGCAGGUUGGUAAAACACCUGUCUCAUCCCUUUUCAUCUUAAUACUGAAAAUGGGCCAGGUCGGUGAGUUGCACUUCCUUGUGCAAGCGCACUUGAUCUCUGCUGCCGAGUCCUGGGACCGCUGCUGUCUUGUGCUGGCAAGCGGUUGGUGAUAGGCGGGUGCAUGGUAACCUUCCACCGUACUGCAGCAUCUGUCCACAUAUUCAGAGUGUAGAGAGGAAAAUAAACGUGUAUCCUGCUCAAAAUCAGGGGGAGCAGCUGUGGCAACACAAAAUUUUUGUCACCUUGUGUUGUUCAAGGAGGUGGUAGAAGUGUGCGGAAGGAAAAGCCCCUUCUGUCAGCAUGUACUGUUCUGCUGUCCUGGCAGUGGUGCAGGGGUAGGGGAAGAGCCUUAAAGCUGAAGCCAGCGUCUUUAGCGAAUGCUUCCUAAUAAUGAGGCCACCGGCUGUGGCUGCAAGGAUGUUAUUAGGGCAGUUUGUAACUUUGCUAAGUGGCCAUUUGGUAAAAUAUAUGCUUGCACUCUGUUCUCUCAUGUUUGUGGCUUUGCAGAAGAGCUUUGACUUAGAUGUUUCUCAGGCAUAUCGUCAUCUCUGUGGACUUGACUG
This is a messenger RNA of Gymnogyps californianus (California condor), 3452 nucleotides long. RefSeq names its product growth factor, augmenter of liver regeneration (gene GFER). Gene Ontology annotation, cellular component: mitochondrion. The record is from RefSeq and is a predicted model, not a curated record. The transcript has 3 exons. Gene Ontology annotation, molecular function: flavin adenine dinucleotide binding; flavin-dependent sulfhydryl oxidase activity. Lineage: Eukaryota; Metazoa; Chordata; Aves; Accipitriformes; Cathartidae. Bases 19 to 600 code for a protein of 193 amino acids. Gene Ontology annotation, biological process: liver development.